UAUAUUUUUUUUAAUUUUUUAACAUCUAAUUUAUCCUGCAUAAUCUUUUUUUUUUACUUUUUAGUGAUGGAGAAUCAAACAGAAGUGAGUGAAUUCAUCUUAAUGGGGCUGACAAAUCUCUUCAGACUUUAUAAUGUACUUUUUAUAAUCUGCUUACUAUUAUACUUGGCCACAUUAGUGGGGAAUGGUGCUAUAAUUGUUGUUAUUUUAAUUGAACCACACCUUCAAACUCCCAUGUACUUUUUCCUUGGAAAUCUUUCCUGCCUUGACAUCUUCUAUUCCACAGUUACUGUUCCAAAAAUGCUAGCUGGAUUUUUUUCACACAUUUCCUUCAAGGGCUGCAUAGCCCAGCUGCAUUUUUUCCACUUCUUGGGCAGCACUGAAGUCAUUCUCCUUGGAGUCAUGGCCUAUGAUCGCUACGUUGCAAUAUGUAAACCUUUGCAUUACACUCUCAUCAUGAGAAAAGAGGUUUGUCUCCUAAUGGCAGCAGCUGCCUGGUUCAUUGGCUUUUUCCAUGCCUCGAUGCAUGCAGUGGUAACUGCUCGUCUUCCCUUCUGUGGACCAAAUCAUAUUGAACACUUUUUCUGUGAUAUCAAGCCUUUGUUGAAAUUAGCCUGUGGUAGCACAUACCUUAACCUCAUGCUCCUUAGUACUGUGACCAGUUUUGUUGCUAUGACCCCUUUUAUCAUCACAAUAAUUUCCUAUCUCUACAUUAUCACUUUCCUUCUCUUCAAAAUACAGUCUCAGAGUGCUCAGCAAAAAGCUUUCUCCACAUGCGGAUCCCACCUGACUGUGGUGGCUUUACUUUAUGUUCCUGUGCUGUUUAAUUACAUGCUUCCCACUGUUGGUGCCCCAUCACAACAGGAGAUGACAUUAACCCUCAUAUAUAGUGCAGUUACUCCAGUUUUAAACCCACUUAUCUAUACAUUAAGAAAUCAGGAGGUUAAAAGGGCAAUGAAAAAAAUUGUUAGGAAAAAGAUUUUCAGUUUCUCAUGAAAACAAAAGCUGGAAUGAUAUUCUCUCCAUGAUGGUUCAG
Messenger RNA from Crotalus tigris (Tiger rattlesnake), 1036 nucleotides. Its product is annotated as olfactory receptor 12D2-like. The transcript has a single exon. The coding region runs from base 67 to 996 and encodes 309 amino acids. NCBI's taxonomy places the organism in Eukaryota, Metazoa, Chordata, Lepidosauria, Squamata, Viperidae. Gene Ontology annotation, molecular function: olfactory receptor activity; G protein-coupled receptor activity. The record is from RefSeq and is a predicted model, not a curated record. Gene Ontology annotation, cellular component: membrane. Gene Ontology annotation, biological process: G protein-coupled receptor signaling pathway.